AUGCCCCGCUGCCUAUGCUCAAACUGUGAGCCUCGCGCUGCUUGCAGGCUCAUGUCAUUACAACCAAAUUUAACAAAUGCCAACUUCGAUGAGAUCGUGUUAUCAGCUGAUGAAGAAGAGCCAGCACCUGGCAACCCAUCUGGUUGUGAUUCUAUAGUUUCGAAAACAGUAACAAUGAAUACUUGUAAAGAAGAAGAUCCGAUCAGGACCAUUCCCGUAAUGCUCGACCUUUUCAAUCGCAUUCGCACAAACUUUGACACACUGUAUGAAUCAACAUUUCACGAUGAUGAUUCAUUAUAUACUGCAUCUGACCUACUCAACACACAAGUGGUAUGGAACUUGGUCAAGAACUGCCGGGAAAUUCGUAAUGGACAACGACUACCAGAGAUCUUGGGGAGUGAGACUAUACGUGGGUGCUUUAGCAACAUUGUGGCUAGUGUGGAAAGCUGGUUUGAAAGUGAAAUGUAUAAAUCAUACAUGUUGACUAACAAUAAUAUUUAUCCUUGGUUACCACAGCCACGGAUAAAUAAAAGAAAGGAGGAUUUUGGAAGCGGUCCAAGCAAACGUCUCCGCGCAGGCCUCGAAAAGACCACUCAAACAGGUGGUAACCAUCAACAGGGAGAGCCUUCAAAUUAUCAACACGCUGAUCUACAUUCAGGUUUCUUGAAUAAAUCAUCCAAAGAACCUGGUAAUUUCAAACCAACAACCGUUCAAUUCGAAAAUGAAGGCUUCAAGUUGUCUAAGAACCACUCAAGAACAAUCAAGAACUGUAAAUACCUUAUAUAA
Melampsora larici-populina 98AG31 is the source of this 786-nucleotide messenger RNA. RefSeq lists its product as uncharacterized. The transcript has a single exon. NCBI's taxonomy places the organism in Eukaryota, Fungi, Basidiomycota, Pucciniomycetes, Pucciniales, Melampsoraceae. The record is from RefSeq and is a predicted model, not a curated record. The coding region runs from base 1 to 786 and encodes 261 amino acids.